AUGGAACAAAAAAUUAAUACCACCUUAUUUUUCAAAAUUUCUGCGUUUAUGAUUUUAAGUUGGAUAUGUCAUUUUUUUGUGAUACAGUAUGAUAAUAGAACUAAUAACAAAUUGUUAAUUGAGAAUUGGGUACCAUGUAAAAGAUUAAAUACAAGAAGUUAUCGUUUACUAGCAAAAUAUAAAAAGAAUAAAGAUUCAAAUAUUCUAGAUCUUAAAGAGGAUAAACCAUUCAAUGGAGAGAUUAACAAAGGAAAAAACAGACAGUCUAAUAGAACUUUAUUAAAUAAGGCGCAGUACUAUACAGAAGUUAUAGAUUAUGAAAAUGGGAUGUUUGAUGGUAAAUACUUCCAUUUUGAAAAAAAAUUAAUUAAUAAAAAUGACUAUGAUGAUUUACUUGAAAAAAAAAGGAGAAUUUGUGAUAUAGAUUUAAAAAAAAUUAAAUUCAGAAAAUACAGAUAUGGAGCUUUUAUAACUUCAUUUUUUUCUUGUUCGCAUUUGGAUUGCCAAUAUUACAACAUUUUAAGUACUUGA
Messenger RNA from Plasmodium malariae, 531 nucleotides. Its product is annotated as fam-m protein. The record is from RefSeq and is a predicted model, not a curated record. The transcript has 2 exons. Bases 1 to 531 code for a protein of 176 amino acids. NCBI's taxonomy places the organism in Eukaryota, Apicomplexa, Aconoidasida, Haemosporida, Plasmodiidae.